Molecule: messenger RNA, 1527 nt
Organism: Ascochyta rabiei
Lineage: Eukaryota; Fungi; Ascomycota; Dothideomycetes; Pleosporales; Didymellaceae
Exons: 1
Coding region: 1-1527 (508 amino acids)
Biological process (GO): steroid metabolic process
Cellular component (GO): cytoplasm; membrane
Molecular function (GO): Delta24(24-1) sterol reductase activity; FAD binding
Source: RefSeq, a predicted model, not a curated record
AUGGUCAAGCAAGCUGACCAUGACCGCCGUGUCUCAACGGUUCGCUCCCGCAUCACUCACUUCCACACCACGCACACCCCCUUCCGGAUCUACCACGGCAGCACAAACUCCACACGACAUGCCUCUUUCGAUCCGUCUGCCAUCAUCGACAUCUCGUCCUUCAACAACAUCCUCUCCAUCAAUGCUUCCACUCAGACGGCCCUAGUCGAACCGAAUGUGCCCAUGGACGCACUAGUUGCAGCGACCACGACAAAGGGAUUCUUGCCGCCAGUCGUGAUGGAAUUCCCCGGCAUCACCGUUGGCGGAGGCUUCGUGGGGACUGCAGGCGAGAGUAGCAGUUUCAAGUACGGGUUCUUUGAUCGGACGGUUGUGCGGGCAGACGUCGUGCUUGCUGACGGCUCACUCGUGUCUUGCUCCGCGACCGAGAAUGCCGAUCUCUUCGAGGGGCUGAGAGGAAGCUUCGGGACCUUGGGAGUGCUGACGCUGCUUGAGAUCCGUCUUGUGCCGUUGAAGAGCUGGGUUGAGGUUACCUAUCACCCUACAAGAAGCGCUGGUGAGGCGAUGAGUGUGCUUCAGCGGGAGACGAAAAAGGACGGCAAUGACUAUGUCGAUGGUGUGCUUUUCGGGAAAACAAGCGGGGUGGUGGUUUCAGGACGUUUGGUCUUUGAGCCCUCGUCUCCACGUAUACCGGUCCGCCGCUUCUCGCGCUUCUGGGAUGAAUGGUUCUGGAUCCACGCCCGCAACCUCGUCUCCUCCAGCGAACCCACCACUGAACUCGUACCAGUUGAAGAGUACCUCUUUCGAUACGACCGCGGUGCGUUUUGGAUGGGCAUGUAUGCAUACCGCCACUUCUUCGUCCCCUUCUGGUACGUCUUCCGCGUGCUUCUGGACUACUUCAUGCACACAAGGAUCAUGUAUCACGCGCUGCAUGCAUCAGGAUACACAGACCGGUACAUCAUCCAGGACAUUGCCUUCCCAGCUGGCAACGCAGAGGCGUUUGUCGACUACGUGGAUCACGAAUUCGGCAUCUAUCCGCUGUGGCUCUGUCCGCUCCGAAAGGAUGGUCGAGUCUCCAUGGGCCAUCCAAGGCAGUUCCAAGGGUCCGUGCGCGGGGAAGAGCAGAGCGGUAGGGUAUAUGACGGCGAUUACAUCAACAUCGGCGUCUGGGGUCCAUAUCCAUCGUCUAAAUCCGAGUACGUGCGCGCAAACCGCGAACUAGAGAAAAAGACCAGCGAGCUUGGUGGGCUGAAGUGGCUGUACUCGAGGGUCUUCUACACUGAAGAUGAGUGGUGGCAGCUGUACGACAAAGAGGAAUACGAAGCAUUAAGGAAAAGGUUCGGAGCGACAGGACUGCCAUCCAUCUGGGAGAAGGUUCGAGAUCGGGGUAGAAAAAAGGAGGAUUUUGGUACUGGUGCUAAGGGACUGUUGAAGAGGAUUGCCAAGAGUAAUGCGUUGCUGAGCGGGUUCUACGGGAUCUACAAGGCAACCAGAGGCGGUGAUUACAUGCUGAAGAAGAAGUCGGGUUAG